GAAAUGCAUCGUGAACUGAUACGAUGUCGUUUACGUCAUGAUGACGUAAUUUAUUAGAAAAAGGCACCAACAAUGUAUAUCACAGUUGAGUAUGGUGACAACCAAAAUCUUCUAGUUAAUCCUGAUUGUCCAACGAAGAUCUUUACAGAAUAUAUCCAUAAGAAGUGUAAUUUUCCAAAAGACACACUGAUAGAUUUGACAGACGAACAUGCCACACAGUUUGAUUUGUUCGCCAAAGAUCCCUUCGAGAGUGCCUUUCUGUUGUUUCAGAUGAGGCACACGUAUCUGGUUUGCACUGUUGAAUUACAUGAAGACAAGUCCUUAAAGAAAAUAACACCAAUCUUGAAGGACUGGGAGAAGAAGUAUCCAAAUUUAGAACGAAAACUGAGACACAGAGACAAAAAGGCAAAGCAAGGAGAGCAGGAACAAGUUAGAGCCGGUAGUGGAGGGAGAAGACAAAGUAUGAUACGACCUGUUUCCUCAAAGAAGUCAUCAGUUAGUAACAAGAAAAGUGUUAACUCUAACAAGAAGAAGAAGGAUAAGAAAUAGGAAAAGUAAUAAUUCUGACAAGAAGAAGGAAAACGAAUAUCAUUUAUCAUUAAUAUUUAUUGUAUUGUGUAGUUCAUAUGAAAUUGUUACUGAAAGUUGCUACGUCUUUUAAGUUUUACUUGUAAUUAGAUUGUUUGGAAAGUAAAGGUAUAUAAAAUAAAAAAAUAUAUAUGACACUGAAGAUGUAUUGUUGUA
Messenger RNA from Mytilus californianus (California mussel), 744 nucleotides. RefSeq lists its product as uncharacterized. The record is from RefSeq and is a predicted model, not a curated record. Bases 73 to 549 code for a protein of 158 amino acids. NCBI's taxonomy places the organism in Eukaryota, Metazoa, Mollusca, Bivalvia, Mytilida, Mytilidae. The transcript is spliced from 6 exons.